Molecule: messenger RNA, 1823 nt
Organism: Anoplopoma fimbria (sablefish)
Lineage: Eukaryota; Metazoa; Chordata; Actinopteri; Perciformes; Anoplopomatidae
Product: coagulation factor VII-like
Biological process (GO): blood coagulation; proteolysis
Cellular component (GO): extracellular region
Molecular function (GO): serine-type endopeptidase activity; calcium ion binding
Source: RefSeq, a predicted model, not a curated record
UUGUUGAGACAUUUGAACUCAUCAUGUUGCUGAGAAGCUGCUGCGUGGUCUGGAUUCUGCUGUCGGCCAUCGCUGCUGCUGCAGUGUUUGUGGAGAAGCAGGAGGCCCACGGAGUCCUUCAGAGAUGGAGGAGAGCCAACAGCGGCUUCCUGGAGGAGCUGAAACAAGGGAACCUGGAGAGAGAAUGCAGAGAGGAGAUCUGUGACUAUGAGGAGGCCAGGGAGGUGUUUGAGGACGACGGCAGGACGAAACAAUUCUGGCUGACGUAUGAACGUCGUGACCCCUGCCUGGUGAACCCGUGUCACAACAACGGGACGUGUGUUUAUCUGGAGACGUCGUACACGUGCUACUGUGCCGAGGGCUUCGAGGGGCAGUACUGUCAGACAGUGAUAGAAGACGCUCUGAAGUGUCUCUACCAGAACGGACACUGUGAACACUUCUGUGACGGUUCUGGACCACGACGGCGGUGUUCGUGUGCCGACGGAUACGAACUGGGAGAGGACGGACGCCAGUGUGUGGCUCAGGUGGAGUAUCCGUGCGGUCAGCUGCCUCCUCAGAAACCAGGUCUGAACCAGACUGUGGGGGGUGACACCAGACUGGUGGGGGGGAACCAGUGUCCCAAAGGAGAAUGUCCCUGGCAGGUUCUGGUCCAGUUAAACGGAAACAGUCACUGUGGAGGAGCUCUGAUCCAUCCGGAGUGGGUCGUCACCGCCGCCCACUGUAUCCACGGCAACGACCCUCAAAACCUCACCGUGGUGGCAGGGGAACACAACCUGGACGUUGAGGAGGGCACAGAACAGAAGUUACCUGUUUCCAUGGCGAUCACCCAUCAUGGUUACGUCCCGGCGACGGGUGACAACGGCGCCGUCCUGCGGCUCGGCCGUCCCGUCACCUUGAGCCGCUCCGCCGUCCCCGUCUGCCUGCCCACCGGAGACUUCGCCCAGCGGGAGCUGCUGCCGGUCCGCUACCACACCGUGUCCGGCUGGGGCAAGAGGACCUCCGGGGAAAUGCCAAGGAUCCCGCUGGUCUGCCCGUCGCCCGGUGUCCCCGUCCUCCGCAGGAUGUCCGUGCCCAUCAUCCAGAACUCCCAGUGCUCCCAGAGAGCCCAGUUCACCUUCACCGCCAACAUGCUGUGUGCCGGAUACCUGGAGGGUCGCCAGGAGAGUUGCCGCGGCGACGACGGGAGCCCGCUGGUCACGCUGUACGGCUCCACCCACUUCCUGACGGGUGUGGUCGGCUGGGGGCGGGGCUGCUCUCACCCGGGGUAUUAUGGGGUGUACGCCAACAUGGCCAGCUUUGUGGACUGGGUGGAGGGCAUCAUGAAGGACCCGCCCACCGAGGCGCCGGCCAAUGAGAAGACCUGGGAGCAAGCUUUAGAGAUGCUGGAACAGACGCUAGGGUAAACUACGGAGACCUUCAGAACCAGAUUUAAUUCUUCAUGUGAUUAGAUUUACGUGAUUUACGUGUUAUACGUUGAAUGUUUGUCCUCUUUUAGGUCCUAAUGUAAAAGAAAUAUCAUACACUUUUGUUUUUAAAAAGUCUGGAACCAUCUGAUCUCAAAGUGGAUGUAUUAGGUGCCAUGUUGAGAUGCUGAAUAAAUGUUACUGGUUCAGAAAAGAUGGAUGAGUUGUGAUCAAUGAGGACAUUUUCACACAUAAUACAGUCUGAACAAUAAGAGUUAAAGAUGUAUAAACAAAUACAAAUUAAAAGUAUUCUAACCCAAAUGUGUGAUAUCAGUAAACAAAACAUUCAUUUGUUGUUCUUUUAGACGUACAAGUCGAACCGUCUGCUUUUACUUAAAUAAAGUACUUCUUCCUCUGCUG